Messenger RNA from Symbiodinium natans, 861 nucleotides. The record is from the annotation of a GenBank genome assembly. Lineage: Eukaryota; Dinophyceae; Suessiales; Symbiodiniaceae.
AUGAAGCAGUCCGAGAACGCCGGCCGGGUGUUUCUCAAGUGGCUUGCGGAGCAGAACAUACGCCUCCACUUCAUUGCUUCCAGCACCCUGCUGCGAGCCAUCCAGACCGCUCACCACAUGUUUGUGGCGCCCUGCCAAGAUGGCGGCCCUGGCUGCGACGUUCUGGUGGGCAACCUGACCGUUUCCCCUCUGCCGUACGUGGCGGAGCGUACCGCCUCAGAGGAGCCCCUGCAGGCAGACAACCUUCCGGCGUCUUUGUCCGCGCAGCAGGAAGUUCUCCGCAAGCUGUACUCGCGCGACAUCAUGGACGACCGUUUCGUGCUCCACUGGCCCAGGUUGGCACAGCAGUACCAGAAGUUCCAAGCUUUCCUAGCGUUGGUGCUCGUCCCCUGGCUGUCGCCGCUACCCCCGGGCCCCGCCAAAGGCGCACGAGAGGUGGUGGAGGAUGCCGUGCCAAUCGAGUUCGAUCCACUUGUGCUUCAGUGGCCUGGGGGUGGAUACCGUGUUGGGCGGAGCUUCACUCGCGCCACCUACGAGUUGACCGAGGGGCCGGAGCUCAACGUGGCGUUGGUGGGUCAUGGCGCCAUGAUGGCUGAGGACUGCCUUGAGGGGGGCGCGUCGCCCCUGAACAACGAGGUGUUGGAGAAGCUCUUCAUCCUCGACCUGCCCGACCCCCGGGGCCCACUGAGCCUCACGGAGCUGAGGGAGCUCGAGGGCAGGUGCCGGGUGGUCAUGACCGCACCGGCACUUGCCCUCGACCUCACGACUGCGGACGUGAAGACUUGCACGCCUGGCUUCGACGUCGCCCACUUUCUCCAUCUUUCGGCGGCUUCGUCGGGAGACACCGCCUGCGUGGCGGAA